Molecule: messenger RNA, 2456 nt
Organism: Lactuca sativa (garden lettuce)
Lineage: Eukaryota; Viridiplantae; Streptophyta; Magnoliopsida; Asterales; Asteraceae
Product: Tetratricopeptide repeat (TPR)-like superfamily protein
Molecular function (GO): protein binding
Source: RefSeq, a predicted model, not a curated record
UUGGGGAAAUUUGAAAAUCUAGCCCUAAUCCGGACACCCAAAACCCUAACAAUCGGGCGGGAAACUUCGAACCAGUUUACGGGUGGGAUGGGAUAGAUCAAAUUUUGUGCAGAAUCUGUGCAAACAUCUACAUGUUCAUAGAUCUCCGUGCUCUCACUGGACGUCGUUACUCAUGAAGGUUAAAGUCGAAGUGCACACCAACUGUUUGAUUAAAGUCCCAUAAAGCUCCCUGCUUUUUGAACUUCUUCAAAUGAUUUUGCAUCCACGCGAUUGGAUUUUCUUCAAUUCUUUCCUGUCCUCUGAUAGCAACCUGUAUGAUCUGUACAUAAAAAGUCAUCACUUUCAGCUUUUCUACAAAUGUUUGGAGCUCCAUUUCCGUUUUAGUUCCAUGCGAGACAUAUAGUUUUCAAAUAUGCCUUUUUUCUACUAUUCAAUGCUUCGAUUUACAAUUUCCCCCAUUAUUACUCUCAAUGCUCGCUACUUUGCUACUAAAUCUUAUCAGAACGCAGUCUCCCUUUACCUAGAGAGGGCAAGGCUCAUAGAUAAGAUACGUAUCAUUCUCCGCUCUAAUUCCCAAAACUCACUUCUGUCAAUCUUGAAUCAUCCUUCUCUCGACACUUUUGUAGUCGCAAAUGCCCUAAAUUCAGCUCCAUCACCACACUCUGCGCUUUCCUUAAUCGAAACCCUAAAAACUAUCCCUCAUUUCACUCAUAACCAAAACACCCUUCACGCUUUAGCCAAAAUCCUUGCAAAAUCCGGCCAAAUUGGAAAGCUUAAAGCCCUUGUAAAUGGCAUAAACUCAGGGAAGUUCAGGAAUGUUGCUCGUGUAAGCUUUAUGGAUCAAAUGAAGCUGUACGCAUCUGCAAAUGACCUUGAAUCUGUUCUUUCAGUAUGGCAUGAAUGGAAACUCUCCCCAAAACCCCCAAAUGUUGAAUCAUACAACAUCAUCAUGUCACUUUGUGCACAAACAGGUAAAGAUUAUGAAGCUGUGAAGACUUUUAGUAGAAUGAUUGAUGAAGGACAAGUUCCUAAUUCUAGAACUUACACUGUAAUCAUCGAGCACCUUGUGAAAUCUGGAAACUUGAAUCCAGCAAUGGAAAUAUUUACCAUUUUGCCAUCGAUGAAGGUUAAAGUAAAACGCAGUUUAAGACAAUACAUGAUUUUAGUGGAAGCAUUCUGUGGGAUCAAUCAGUUUGAUGUGGUGAAAACUUUGCUUGAUGAAAUGCAGGUUGAUGGAAUUUUGCCUACACAAAGGGUACUUUCGUCAUUACAAAAAAUGCACAAUGCAGGAUUUGUGGAAGAGACAUUGGAGUUGAUUAAAGAAAUGUCACCUGAUGAAAGAAUUAAAAACGUUACAUUAUCCGAUGACAAUGAUGAUGAUGAUGAUGAUAAUGAUGAUGAUGAUGAUGUGGAUAAAGUCAAAGUCAAAGUCAAACUAAGACCAUGGUUUGACCCAAGAAUUUUAGCUUCUUCUUUACGUUUUUGGAGGUCUGAAGAAGUGUCAACAUUGGAAAAUGCAAAAUUCAUUUGGACAACACGACUUGUUUCAAAGAUGAUUAGGAGCUUCACUUCUGCUGACUCAGCAUGGGAGUUUUUCAAUUGGGUUGCUAAUCAAAAAGGCUUCACUCAUGAUGCUCACACCAUAUCCAAGAUAAUUACCAAAUUAGCCCUCGAAGGGCGUGUUGAUUUUAUCCAACAACUCAUUCCAAAACUCAAAAGUGAAAAUAUUCAAUUAUCUUGUAACACUGUGAAAACAGUUAUUGAUUACUAUGGAAUCUCACACAAUGGUGAAGCAGCUCUUAAAGUCUUUCAAGACUUAAAUACCCUUUGUGGGAAUUUGUCAAAAAAGUCUCUUUUGUCCCUAUACUCAUCUCUCUUGACAACAUUGGGGAAAUGUAAGAUGGGUUGUGAGGUUUUGGAUACAUUAGAUGAGAUGAUUUUAUCAGGGGUAGUUCCGGAAAUUCAAACUUUUUGUAAACUAAUGCAUUGGUUUGGAGUUGAGGGGGAUGUUAAAACGGUUCAGAGGUUGUUUUGGAUGGUUAAGCAAAGUGGAUUACAACCAAAUAGUGAUAUGUUUAAGAUUUUGAUUUGUGUUUAUUGUAAAUUAAAUAGAGUUGCUUUGGGUUUUAGAGCUUUUGAAGACAUGAAAAGUUGUGAUUUGAUGUUUGAUGUUUCUACAAAGAGUUUGCUUGUGAAGAGUUUAUGGAAAGAAGGAAAGUUGAGGGAGGCUGCAUAUGUAGAAGAAGAAAGUGUAGAGAUGAAUGAUGAUUUAAUGAGUGUGGAUCUUCAAAGAGUUUAUAGAGUUUAUUAUGAUAGUUUUUCAAUUACUAAUGAUAAAAAAGAUCUUUGUGAAAUUGAGAGUUUGAAUACAUGAUGCCAUUGAGAUAGAUACUUUCUCUAAUUUGAAGAACAUUUUAUGUUUUUAUAUUCUUUGCUUAAGAUUCUUAUCUUAGUGA